Ambispora leptoticha is the source of this 205-nucleotide messenger RNA. The record is from the annotation of a GenBank genome assembly. Lineage: Eukaryota; Fungi; Glomeromycota; Glomeromycetes; Archaeosporales; Ambisporaceae.
AAUGACUCACGGAGUGAGAAUGCUAACAUAUCUAAGAAAGAUAUACUAGAGAUAUUACCAGAAAUAUCUGCUAAUGAUGAUUCUGUAGUAGACCAGCUCAAGCAAUAUACACCUAUUUAUAAAGUAAAUGAUGUGAUAUCAGAAGAUCUGACUAUUAUAAGCUUGAAAAAUGAUCAGAGUCAUGUGAUUUUAGAAAAUUUGGAAA